Rhodofomes roseus is the source of this 1332-nucleotide messenger RNA. Its product is annotated as enolase. Gene Ontology annotation, biological process: glycolytic process. NCBI's taxonomy places the organism in Eukaryota, Fungi, Basidiomycota, Agaricomycetes, Polyporales, Fomitopsidaceae. The record is from RefSeq and is a predicted model, not a curated record. The transcript is spliced from 6 exons. The coding region runs from base 1 to 1332 and encodes 443 amino acids. Gene Ontology annotation, molecular function: magnesium ion binding; phosphopyruvate hydratase activity. Gene Ontology annotation, cellular component: phosphopyruvate hydratase complex.
AUGUCCAUCACCAAAAUCCACGCCCGCCAGAUCUUCGACUCCCGCGGUAACCCUACCGUCGAGGUCGACCUCCACACUGCAAAGGGUACGCGGCUCUUCCGCGCCUCGGUGCCGUCUGGUGCGUCCACCGGUGUUCACGAGGCUGUUGAGCUCCGGGAUGGCGACAAGGCGAACUACGUCGGCAAGGGUGUCGCGAAGGCCGUUGCGAACGUCAACGACUCCAUCGCACCCGAGCUCAUCAAGGCCGGCCUGAAGGUCACCUCCCAGAAGGAGAUCGACGACUUCCUCAUCAAGCUCGACGGCACCCCCAACAAGGGCAAGCUCGGUGCGAACGCCAUCCUCGGUGUCUCCAUCGCCGUCGCCCAGGCCGGCGCCGCGGAGAAGGGCGUGCCCCUCUACCAGCACCUCGCCGACCUCGCGGGUGUCAAGCCCCCCUUCACCCUCCCGGUCCCUGCGUUCAACGUCAUCAACGGUGGCUCGCACGCGGGCAACAAGCUCGCGUUCCAGGAGUUCAUGCUCCUCCCCACUGGCGCGACUAGCUUCACCGAGGCGAUGAAGAUUGGUAGCGAGACGUACCACACCCUCAAGAAGGUCAUCAGUGCCAAGUACGGCAUUGACGCCGUCAACGUCGGUGAUGAGGGAGGUUUCGCGCCCAACGUCUCCGGCGCGGAGGAGUCGCUCGAGCUCCUGUCCGAGGCGAUCAAGAAGGCUGGCUACGAGGGCAAGAUCAAGAUCGCGCUCGACGUUGCCUCGUCCGAGUUCUACAAGGAGGGCAAGUACGACCUCGACUUCAAGAACCCCAACUCGGACCCGACGAAGUGGAUCACGGGCAAGGAGCUCGCGGAUCUCUACCUCGGCUACGUGAAGAAGUACCCGAUCGUGUCGAUCGAGGACCCCUUCGACCAGGACGACUGGGAGGCGUGGACCCACUUCACCGCGGCCAGCGGCAUCCAGAUCGUCGGCGACGACUUGACGGUCACGAACCCGCUCCGCAUCAAGACGGCCAUCGAGAAGAAGGCGUGCAACGGUCUUCUGCUCAAGGUCAACCAAAUCGGCACGAUCUCCGAGUCGAUCCAGGCCGCGCAGCUCGCGCAGUCCGACGGGUGGGGCGUCAUGGUGUCGCACCGCAGCGGCGAGACGGAGAACACGCUCAUCGCGGACCUCGUCGUCGCGCUCGGCGUCGGCCAGAUCAAGACGGGCGCGCCUGCGCGCAGCGAGCGUGUCGCGAAGUACAACCAGCUGCUCCGCAUCGAGGAGGAGCUCGGGAACGGCGUGUUCGCGGGCGAGAAGGGCUUGAGCCAGGGCCGCACCCCGCCGGCGCUCCUCAAGUAA